Messenger RNA from Rhinocladiella mackenziei CBS 650.93, 1287 nucleotides. RefSeq lists its product as uncharacterized. Bases 1 to 1287 code for a protein of 428 amino acids. The record is from RefSeq and is a predicted model, not a curated record. Gene Ontology annotation, molecular function: glycerophosphodiester phosphodiesterase activity. The transcript has a single exon. Gene Ontology annotation, biological process: lipid metabolic process. Lineage: Eukaryota; Fungi; Ascomycota; Eurotiomycetes; Chaetothyriales; Herpotrichiellaceae.
AUGCGCGCAUUAAUCAACCGUCUGGCCUUGAUGGCCGUGGCAGCCAAUCUCGCGGCCACAGCGCCUGUUGAACCUCGUCACCAGAAACCAACGCCUAAAGAGUAUUAUAUCUCUUUCGGUCCUCGUCCUUAUUACCUCAUUCAAAACAUGACCGACAGCCCUCUCAAGAAAAAACUGGAGUCUUGUGAGAAUGGACCUUUCGAGAUCACUUCCUGGAGCAUUGGUCAUCGAGGCGGUGGUACUCUGCAAAUUCCCGAAGAGACGGUGGAAUCCACCAUGGCUGGUGCACGAAUGGGGGCGGGUAUCCUCGAGUGUGACGUGUCUUUCACCUCAGAUCUAGGCCUCGUCUGCCGACACUCCCUCUGCGAUCUGCAUACCACAACCGACAUCCUGUUGAGACCUGAACUUGCCGCCAAAUGCACACAACCGUUCACGCCGGCGAAUGAGACCCACGAUGCUGACGCUCUCUGCUGCACCAGCGACAUCACCAAGGAUGAAUUCAUGUCCCUCUGCAGCAAAAUGGAUGGGUUCAAUGCCAGUGCCACCACACCUGAAGACUACCAAUCCGGAACUCCAUCCUUCAGAACGGAUCUCUAUAACACCUGUGGACAAGUCAUGUCUCUGGACAGCUACAUUGAACUGGUGGACUCGUUGCCCGGAUAUCGAAACUUUACUCCGGAGUUGAAGACCCCACCUGCUCAAGUGCCCAUGCCAUUCCAUGGUUACACCCAGGCUCAGUAUGCAAGAGACAUGAUCGAGACAUUUAUUGCACACGGAAUCUCGGCUGAUCGUGUCUACCCACAAUCCUUCACACCAGCUGACAUCUAUCUCUGGCUGAAUGAAUAUCCCGAGUGGGGGGCUCAAGCAGUCUUCUUGGACGAAGACGGUGAUGAUCCGGCCAACUUCACCACUGCAGUCAACCGUCUUCCUGCUCUGAAAGCCAGCGGCGUGAACAUCAUUUCUCCUCCCAUUAACUAUUUGAUGACCGUCGGAGGGCCAAAUAAUGACACGAUCGUCCCCUCGAUUUAUGCUACCACUGCCAAGGAGGCGGGUCUUGAAAUCAUUGCCUGGUCUUUUGAACGAUCUGGACCCUUGACCCAAGUGGCUGCCAAUGAGGACUACUACUAUUCGUCUGUUGCAUCCGCUGUGCACUAUGACGGUCAAAUGUACGAGAUUCUCCAUCUCAUGGCCCAAGACAUUGGAAUCAAGGGCAUGUUCUCUGACUGGUCAUCUACCGUCACCUAUUAUGCAAACUGCUUUGGUUUGAAGGGCCCGGGAAACGAAUGA